Zophobas morio is the source of this 1879-nucleotide messenger RNA. RefSeq names its product sodium-coupled monocarboxylate transporter 2-like. The transcript is spliced from 7 exons. Gene Ontology annotation, cellular component: membrane. The record is from RefSeq and is a predicted model, not a curated record. Gene Ontology annotation, biological process: transmembrane transport; sodium ion transport. Gene Ontology annotation, molecular function: symporter activity. The coding region runs from base 29 to 1759 and encodes 576 amino acids. Lineage: Eukaryota; Metazoa; Arthropoda; Insecta; Coleoptera; Tenebrionidae.
UUUGUCAAACAGUGAUUUUCUUCACAUCAUGUCACCCUCUUUGGGCUGGUACGACUACAUAAUUUUCGCCGGCAUGCUGGUGGUCAGUACCAUAAUUGGUAUUUAUUUCGGAUGCUUCGGAACCAAGCAAUCCACGAUCAGACAAUACCUCAUGGGAGGCAAAAACAUGAAAGUGGUUCCGAUUGCGGUAUCCGUAGCAGUGAGCCAUAUUUCAGGUGUUUUGCUUUUAGUCACGGUGGCCGACGUGUACAGAUACGGAGCUAGCCUUUGGUUAUUCAUGGUUAGCUACGUCAUCAUGGGUUUUCUUGCCGUUUUUGUCUAUCUUCCAGUUUUCUUCAAAAUGCAAGUUACUAACAUUUACGAGUACCUGGAAAUAAGGUUUGACAAAAAAACACGAAUGUUGGCUUUCGUGUUCUAUGUGCUGUCCGAGAUUCUUAUGUUUCCGCUUUAUGCGUACACAGCAGCUUUGACUUUUGCAACCGCUACUGGGAUUAACAUUAACUUGACUGCUACUGUCUUGUGUGUGGUUUGUGUUUUUUACACUUCAAUAGGAGGUUUGAAGACUGUAAUCUGGACUGAUUUUCUCCAGUUUGGAAUAAUAGUAGCUUGUUUUUUGACUGUUUUUGGGAUAGGUCUUGGUACAUCUGGAGGAAUAACAUCAGUUUGGAGUACAGCAGAAGUUGGUGGAAGACUAGAAAUUUUUAAUUUCACUAUUGAUCCUACCACAAGAGAUAGUUUCUGGGCAUAUCUCAUAGGCACCAGCUUUCUAGCGACUACCUUAAUAGUCGUCCAUCAAACCGGUGUCCAGAAAUUUUUGGCCUUACCAACAUUCACAGACUGUAUAUGGUCAGUGGUGUUUACUGUCUUUAACAUGUGUUUAGUGAACACGUUGGGGGUUUUCAUUGGUUUAGUAACUUAUUCCAGAUACAAAGACUGUGACCCUUUAAUUAGUAAAAAGAUAUCAAAACACGAUCAACUCUUUCCAUAUUUCGUAACAGACAUCGGUACGAACAUUCCAGGAAUUACAGGUCUUUUUAUAGCGACCAUUGCAAGUGCAUCCCUCAGCUCAAUAUCGUCGAACUUGAACUCUUUAUCCGGUGUCAUCUACAAAGACUUUGUGUGUUUGUUUUUGAAAGAAAAACCCGAGAAACAGAGUAGUAAUAGUCUGAAGAUAAUAGUAUUUGUGGUUGGAUUGUUGUGCACUUGUUUAGUUUUUGCUGUGGAGAGAAUGGGAGAAAUCAUUUCUAUCACCUUGACGAUUGUGGGGCUUACGCAAGGACCUUUACUUGGCAUUUUUACGUUAGGAGUUCUUUUCCCAACAGCUAAUCACCAUGGGGCUUUCUAUGGGAUGGUUGCAGGAUUUAUAGCCGUCUCGAGUAUAGCAGUUCCUGCUAAGUACUAUCAGUUGAAAGGGUUUAUUACAAAUCCAACAAAACCACUUUCUGUUAGUGGUUGUGGUCUUUCCAAUCAAACUCUAAGUAUUUCGAAACACAUAUCUUCAAACUCAACUUUAAAUCAAAUUCCACAAGUAUCGGUGAUUUUUAAAGUGUCGUUCUACUAUUAUGUACUGAUUGGUACCAUCGUGACUGUGAUUGUUGGAUUAAUCGUUAGUUGUAUAAUAAAACGUAACUCUUCAGUAGAUAAGAAUCUUCUAACUCCUGUCGUGCAUUCUUGUAUGUCUACAAAAGAUGAAGAUAAACAAAAAGUGGUGUACACUGGCGUAGAACAAGCAUUAGAAAUUCUCGAAGAAAAUAAUUGAUGCAGUACAGGUUCUUAUUUGUAAUCAUAACGUUUUAGGUUAAAUAGGUGUGAAGUUGACGAAAGCGGUUAUUUAUGUAGCGUUUUGUUAGGUGUUAAAUAAAGAGCACUACUUAACUUG